UUCCUCUAUCGAGGACUGACGAACCCUCUGGCUCACAUCCCAGGCCCAGCUUCUUCGCGAUGGUCCAGUCUCCUCCUAUGCUAUUACAGCCUGCGAGGCGAGGUGGCCCAGUAUGUUCAUGACUUGCAUCGCAGAUACGGCUCCGUUGUCCGGGUCAGUCCCAAUGAAGUCGACAUCUGCGAUAGCAGCGCCGUGAAGGAGAUCCACAAAGCGGGCAGUGGGUAUUUCAAGUCUCAAUGGUAUCUCGACCUUACCCCAGUCGCGCGACAAAGUACCUUUUCCACCGUCGAUCCGAAGUUCCAUGCCGCUCAUCGCCGGCUGCUGGCAGCGCCCAUCUCCGACUCGGUCCUAAUGACCCGGUUCGAGCCAUUGAUUCGGUCCAGAGUCGGACAGGCAAUGGAUCGAAUCGCCGAAGAAAUGAUAACCACCGGCGCUGGGGACGUUUACAAGUGGUUGCUCUUCAUGGCGACCGACAUCAUCGGCGAAAUGUCCUUUGGGGAGUCCUUCCGCAUGUUGGACUCGGGGAAGAAAAGCGAUUACAGCAAUGAUCUGGAAAGGAUUGCCGCCACGGGCGCCAUCCGCACCAGUUUCCCCUCUCUCGUCCGGCUGGCCGAGAUUCUGCCCCUGCCCAUCUUCCGCGAGACUGUCCGAGCGGCGGACCGCAUGGAAACCUAUGCCGUGGCUUCCAUCGAGCGCUACCACAACUUGCUGAAGCAGAAUCGGACCGAUCCCAAAAUGACACUGUUCACUAAAUUAUAUGAUGCGGGAGAGAAUGGUCUCUCGAAGAAAGAGAUCAUCAAUGAAGCUCGUAGCUACAUCGUUGCCGGUAGCGACACCACCGCAGUGACCCUUACCUAUCUGAUCUAUACGCUUUGUCGGAACCCUCGCAUUCGUGACACCCUGGUGGCUGAGGUCGCGCAGCUUCCGCCGGACUUUACCGAUCGGGAUCUGCGUGGUUUAUCGUAUUUGAAGUAUGUGAUUCUCGAGUCGCUGCGACUGUACAGUGCGGUGCCGGUGGCGCUGCGUCGUGCGGUGCCUCCUGGCGGAGCGCAUCUGGCAGGCUACGAUCUGCCAGCGGGCGUCGAUGUUGGAACCCAGUCGUAUUCGUUGCAUCGUGACGAGAAGGUCUUUGUGGACCCCGAUCGAUUCGAGCCCUCUCGUUGGGCCUCGCCGACCCAAGCGAUGAAAGAUGCCACGUUACCAUUUGGUGGAGGGUCGCGUGUCUGUCUUGGAAUACAUUUGGCUCGGAUCGAGCUCCGUCUCGCCACGGCCAUGUUCUUCCGUCGGUUUCCGCAGGCGCGUGUGUCGAAUCGAUGUGGGAUGAGUGAGGCUGAUAUGGUGAUGGAGUCGUUCUUUCUUAUGGCACCCAAAGGACAUCGGUGUUUGAUUGAGGAGGGUUGGUCGCAGAAGGAGGGUUGA
Messenger RNA from Aspergillus homomorphus CBS 101889, 1419 nucleotides. Its product is annotated as cytochrome P450. Gene Ontology annotation, molecular function: oxidoreductase activity, acting on paired donors, with incorporation or reduction of molecular oxygen; heme binding; monooxygenase activity. Lineage: Eukaryota; Fungi; Ascomycota; Eurotiomycetes; Eurotiales; Aspergillaceae. The transcript is spliced from 4 exons. The record is from RefSeq and is a predicted model, not a curated record. The annotation marks the transcript as partial.